AUGGCUAACGGUACAGUUUUAUUAGUUCUUUAUGAAGGUGGUAAACACGCAGUAGAGCAAGAGAGGCUAUUGGGUGCUAUUGAAAAUGAACUGGGCAUCAGAAAAUUCAUUGAAUCCAAUGGUUACCAAUUAUUGACCACCAUUGAUAAGGAUCCUGAACCAACUUCAGCAGUAGACAGACAUUUGGCAGAUGCAGAGAUUGUUAUUACUACACCAUUUUAUCCUGCAUACAUUACUGAAUCCAGAAUUGCUCAGGCCCCCAAUUUGAAAUUGGCAAUUACCGCUGGUGUAGGUUCCGAUCAUGUUGAUUUGGACGCCGCUAAUGAAAGGAAAAUCACUGUAGCUGAAGUAACUGGUUCUAAUGUGGUUUCAGUUGCUGAACACGUUUUGACCACCAUUUUGGUUCUAAUUAGAAACUACAACGGUGGUCAUGAUCAAGCUGUUACUGGAGAAUGGGAUAUUGCUGGUGUAGCCAAGAAUGAAUAUGAUUUAGAGGAUAAAGUUAUUUCCACUGUCGGUGCAGGUAGAAUUGGUUACAGAGUUUUGGAAAGACUCGUUGCAUUUAAUCCCAAGAAAUUGUUGUACUACGACUACCAAGAUUUACCAGUUGAUGCUAUUAAGAGAUUGAACGAUGUGAGUCAAUUGCUUAACGGUAGAGGUGAUAUUGUGCAAAGAGUUGAAAAAUUGGAAGAUAUGGUUUCUCAAUCUGAUGUUGUUACCAUCAAUGCGCCAUUACACGAAGGUACCAAGGGUCUUUUCAACAAGGAAUUGAUCUCGUACAUGAAAGACGGUGCUUACCUGGUAAAUACCGCCAGAGGUGCCAUCUGUGUGGCACAGGAUGUCGCUGAUGCUGUUAAAUCUGGUAAAUUAGCUGGUUAUGGUGGUGAUGUCUGGGAUGUACAACCAGCACCAAAGAACCAUCCAUGGAGAUCAAUGAAUAACAAGGAUCAAGUUGGCAACGCUAUGACUGUCCAUAUUAGCGGUACCUCAUUGGAUGCUCAACAAAGAUACGCUGAAGGUGUGAAAAACAUUCUAGAGAGCUACUUCACCAAGAAAUUCGACUACCGCCCUCAGGAUGUCAUUGUAAAGGAUGGUAAAUACGCUACUAGAGCCUAUGGUCAAAAGAAAUGA
Messenger RNA from Zygosaccharomyces rouxii, 1131 nucleotides. RefSeq lists its product as uncharacterized. The record is from RefSeq and is a predicted model, not a curated record. Gene Ontology annotation, cellular component: cytosol. Gene Ontology annotation, molecular function: formate dehydrogenase (NAD+) activity; NAD binding; oxidoreductase activity, acting on the CH-OH group of donors, NAD or NADP as acceptor. The transcript has a single exon. Lineage: Eukaryota; Fungi; Ascomycota; Saccharomycetes; Saccharomycetales; Saccharomycetaceae. Bases 1 to 1131 code for a protein of 376 amino acids.